Molecule: messenger RNA, 372 nt
Organism: Marasmius oreades (fairy-ring Marasmius)
Lineage: Eukaryota; Fungi; Basidiomycota; Agaricomycetes; Agaricales; Marasmiaceae
Exons: 3
Coding region: 1-372 (123 amino acids)
Source: RefSeq, a predicted model, not a curated record
AUGUCACCCUCAGAAGAUCCUGUCCACCCCUCUGCCAUCGGCGAGAACACACAAGUAAACACAGAGUCCAACGACCAGAGUCCCUCGGCCUCAACCCCCGAUGAUACCUCCUAUCCCCCGCAACUCCAUGCUGGGGCAGUCGGUUAUGGUCCAAACUAUCGCCAGGGACCUACUUUCACCGACAAAGUGACUGGAGUCAAGGAGGAGAUCAAGGGAAAAGUCACUCGCCAUCCGGACCUCGUCCAGCAAGGUCAUGAUAGAAGAACGGGUGAAUUGAAGCGAAGAGAGCGAGACGAAGACGACGGUGUUGAUCCUUUUGCAACACCGGGCGAGGACGAAAAGAAAGAUAAGGAGCAGGCAGCGACUGUGUAA